CUUCCUCUUUUUCUCAUCUCUGUCCCAAUUUCUCCACCCAGAAAAAAGAGAAGGAGAGAGAAAAAGAAAGGUAGAACAAAAAGAAAUAUCUCGAGCUCAUGAAUCAUUCGCCGUAAAAAUCGCUCCUUUGUCUCUUGUGUUACCUUUUCUUUAAAAUAUUGGGGUUUGCAGCGUAGAUCUGCGAAAUAGUUUUCUCCUUAAGAUUUGGUUUUUUUUUUUUGCUUGCGAUCGGAUUGAUUCAGAUGGGUUAUCUAGGGUUUUGAACUGUAAGUUAUUAAAUUUGCGAAAAGAUCUCAACUUUUUUUUUGGAUGUCUUCAAAUUUGAUAUUUUUAGUUAGGUUCUAGGGUGAAAGUGAUGUAAUUGGAGAAAGAUGUCAACUUGCUCCUCCCAGACUAAUGAUUUAAGCUGUAAUCACGGUUUACUUAUAUUUAUGACAUCAUGCCGAGGUUUGCAGGUUAAUGAUCAUAAAUGUUUGUGUUCUACUUGAUCUAUGAAAUAUCCCAGUAUUUAUUUUAGAUGACACUCAUUUUUGUUUCAUAACUUAUGAGAUGGCUUAAGUACAUGUUGGCUCUAUUUUAUUUUGUAUUGUCUGAAAACUUGUUAUGGAUUUGGAGGUUUUGUUAUCAUCCGAGGAUUUUAUUUUAUUUUCUUGUUCUUGCAGAGGGAUCACGUUAUGUAUGGAGAAAAUCCUAGAAGCCAAGGUCUGAUAUCAUCUCUCAACAUCACAUUCUUUUAUUUUCCGAACACAUUAUUGUAUUUUCCAAAGAUAGAAGAUUAAAGAAGUAGCUGCUGAGGUUCAUAAGCAAGAACGCCAUCCAUUAUCUUAAAAAAAAGGAGAAGAAGAAGAUCAAAGAAGUGAAUUAUAGAGCUCAUUGAAGAUGGAUACAAACGGAAGCACUUCUUUGCAUCCUGAUAUCCAUUCGCUACAAAAGGAAUGGGAUGAUAUUUCUUGCCCCAUCUGUAUGGAACAUCCACACAAUGCUGUUCUUCUUAUUUGCACUUCUCAUGAAAAAGGUUGCAGAUCAUACAUAUGUGAUACAAGCUAUCGGCAUUCUAAUUGCCUUGAUCGAUUCAAAAAGUUAAAUUUAGAUCACAGUAGUGACCAUCGUCAUUCUCAAUCCAUCUCUUCUUUACAUGAGCUCCCUAUUCCUGAAAAUUUCAGCAUAGAGAUUCCUGAGAGGCCAAGAAUGAGAAGAAUUACUGCAGAAGGUACUCAAGGUUCAUUAGGAGCCCAAGUAGAAGAAAGUAUCACUGUCAGAGAUACAACGGAGACAAACAGCUUAAAAUGUCCUCUUUGCAGAGGAACUAUAAUCGGAUAUCAAGUUAUUAAGGAAGCAAGGCAAUAUUUGGACACGAGACCGAGGAGCUGCUCAAGAGAAUCAUGUUCGUUUUCAGGAAACUAUGGCGAGCUUCGAAGACACGCGAGAAGUGUCCACCCUUCUACUAGGCCUACAGAUGUUGAUCCAUCAAGACAACGAGCGUGGCAUCACUUAGAACAUGAAAGAGAGUAUGGCGACAUUCUUAGUGCGAUCAGAUCAGCAAUGCCUGGAUCUGUGAUGUUCGGGGAUUAUGCGAUCAAUGAUGAAGAUGUGCUUACUCAUGAUCAAGAGUUGGGGAGUGACGGUGGACCAUGGUUGGCUACUCUUUUCCUUUUUCAUAUGAUGAAUAGGACUUUUGGGGUUCAUGAUGAAUUUGAGUCGUUUUCAAGAGGCUUGAGGAGGGUGCGAAGGCGCUCAUCGUCGCUUAAUAGAUACUUGUGGGGAGCAAAUCUGUUGGGUUUGCAGGACGAUGAACACGAUGAUGAUGAGGAGAUUUUCAUGCCUAGGAGAAGGAGAAGAACUACGAGAUCAAGAGAGUCAAGACCUGAUGAUGAGAGAUCAAGGGAUUCAAGACCUGAUGAUGAGAGAUCAAGGGAUUCAAGACCUGAUGAUGAGAUGCUAUGAGAUUUGGACGGUAUAGAUGGUUGCAUUUCAUGUAUGCAGAUAUGCUAGCACUUGGCGAAAAUCCCAAUUUACUUGAGCUCUUGUUUUGCUUGUUUUGUUAUCGAUUGUAUGGAGAUCUCGAAAAUUGGUUCGAGUUCUGUAUCAAGCAGUAUUGGUGUAUAUCAUCAAUUGUAAAGGAAAAAAGAGGUUCUUAUUGUUGCAUAACAUAAUCGUCAUCAUAUUUCUAGGUGGUUCGUUCUGUGAAGCAUUGUUAUUCGCGUUGCUUA
Molecule: messenger RNA, 2210 nt
Organism: Asparagus officinalis (garden asparagus)
Lineage: Eukaryota; Viridiplantae; Streptophyta; Magnoliopsida; Asparagales; Asparagaceae
Exons: 2
Coding region: 880-1944 (354 amino acids)
Source: RefSeq, a predicted model, not a curated record